Molecule: messenger RNA, 1389 nt
Organism: Lasiodiplodia theobromae
Lineage: Eukaryota; Fungi; Ascomycota; Dothideomycetes; Botryosphaeriales; Botryosphaeriaceae
Exons: 3
Coding region: 1-1389 (462 amino acids)
Source: RefSeq, a predicted model, not a curated record
AUGAAGUCUAGCCGGAACGAUUUCGAAUUUCUCAUCAAUCAUGUCAUUUUGCCAGCGAAGUUACCCCAGCAGGAAGAAAACACGGACAUUGAACGAAGCGGAGAGCAGUUACUGUUGCACUUACUAUCGAAGACUCUGGAUUUAUUUCUCACAAAGUCUUCCCCCGAGGCUCGUGAAAAAUGGAGGCCAGUAUGCUAUGCACUGCGUGGUUUGUGGGACAUGACCAAUGGCUCGUUGGACUCGAAAGCCGCCAUGGAAAAGGAUCUGAAGAACCUCAAGCCUGGUGAUGCUAUGAUCGUUUUCGUUCGAGCACAGAACUCGGGACUUCUCCUCUUCCGUGAAGAUGCCGCAAAUGUCCUGGUCCAUGCCUUCGAGGCUUCAGCUGUAUCUGAAGACGUGAUGCAAUCCUCCGAUCGCCUGAUCUGGAGGUUUCCUGGCCAGACCAUCAGUUUCGGAAGCCACAUCCUCGAGGAUAGAUAUUUCACCGAUGAGUUAGCGACGAUGCUACACCAGAUGAGCAACGAGCACGUGGAAUCCUCCAUGCCGACCACUAAGAAGGCAAAUUCCAUCGUGCCAGAGGAACGUGAAACCGCCCAUCCAAGGCUGGUGACUGAGGCACUCAUUCCCAUGCUAUGUGCUUGGGGAGGACCCUGCAAAGGCCCAGAAGUUAUCAAGCAUGUCCGUGAUGAUGUCAACUGGGACAAAAGCAGGCUGCCUUGGAGACGCUCCCCGCUUUGGCUUGUUCUUCGCGUCAGCAUGCAAAUACUCUUAUCGCACACCUUUCCCGAAGACCAAGGACGAAGCCAGUACAAGAACUUUAUGGCAUUCUUCAUGGCCAGAAUCUGUACGGAAGUUGUCCAUGAACAUGCCGGGGCCGAUGUACGAAUGAUCGCUGCUGUGAAGACUGCACGGCGUUUAUCCAAACUUGGCGAUCAAGCGCUACCCUACGUUGGGGAAGCCGUCCAAGGUGCCGUGGCAGCAAUUCGCGCCGGGUUGGACUCUUCCUGGUCAGAGUUUCAGACGCAGCAAUUACUGUCCAUCCCCAAAAUAUCCCAACAAGCAACCGAUGAUGACUGCAUCCUCAACUUGAAAAAGAGCCGCGAAUACCUUCAUGCUGUUACGCGUGGUCAAACUGAAAAGCCACGCUUGCCUGAGCUCGACUUGGAAGCCGGACCUCGAUUGGAAUUCAAGGCAGAUGGCUUGCCUCGCCUAAAUCGAACAGCAGAUGCUGUUCUGAACCUGGUACUUCUUACUGACUUCGAGACUUGGGUUAUGGAAGAUCUCCAUUCGUGGACAAAAAGCCGAGAAGGAACCCCAGCAGAUUGCGACUCGUUACUUGUCGAAUUCCGCGCUUACCUCGACUUUGCUCGUGAAACGUGCAUCCUCUGA